AUGUUGCUCUCUCCAGCCGUCAAGACUUCGUACCUCAACACCAUGGCGGGCGGCUCUUCGCCUACACCCAAGCGCCGGAUGGAAGGCGAAGAGACCGCAGAGACCUCGCCGCUCUCGGGCAAGCGUGCCCGCCCUACCAUGCCGCUGCGAGGCUCGCGCUCCGCGGCUUCGUUGCAGUUCCAGCAGCAGACUCCGGUCCAUCCUCCCAUGCCCGUGCGAUCCAUGUCCGAGUUCGCGCAGGAUCCCUUUGCGAGCUCGUCCGACAUCACGCUUGAUGAUCUGAGCGCACCUCAACAGCAGAAUCUGCAGCGCGACAUCUUCACACAUUCCUCCGCCACCUCGAACAAGGGCAAGGGUGCCGAGGCUGCUCCCUCCCCCGUCUUCACGAGCAACAACCCGCACUGGCUCAAGGUGGUCACCUCUUAUGGAUACACCUUCAUCAAGUCGGACGAACUCCACCUGCUCGAUGGCAAUGCCGAUGUGCAGAUGGUCAUCGAGUCGAAUCAGAACGAGGUGCCUCGCUCGCCUCCGGCACAGAUGCGCUACCCCAUGGGUCUCGAGUUCCCGCCUACUCCGUCGCCCUCGGACGAUGGCAACGGCACCCCCGCUCACCGAUACUUUGCUCAGCAGCACGCUGGCGGUAAGCCGCUGUGGGAGCACGUCGAAGGCGAUUGCGAGGCUGCGCGCGCACAGGCGGCAGCCGGCGGCAUCAACGAGAUGAUGAUGGACGAAUGGUGA
Messenger RNA from Moesziomyces aphidis, 738 nucleotides. Lineage: Eukaryota; Fungi; Basidiomycota; Ustilaginomycetes; Ustilaginales; Ustilaginaceae. The record is from the annotation of a GenBank genome assembly.